Molecule: messenger RNA, 967 nt
Organism: Drosophila obscura
Lineage: Eukaryota; Metazoa; Arthropoda; Insecta; Diptera; Drosophilidae
Gene: gNacalpha
Product: nascent polypeptide-associated complex subunit alpha
Exons: 2
Coding region: 127-882 (251 amino acids)
Biological process (GO): protein targeting to membrane
Cellular component (GO): nascent polypeptide-associated complex; cytoplasm
Source: RefSeq, a predicted model, not a curated record
CGAGCUCUACGGACACUCGACAACACUGCCAGCGCUGUCAAAGUUCCGGAAACACAUUGUCAUUGUUCUUUUUCGGAUCUGCUCCGCACCGGCAUCAACUAAAGUAAAAAUUAAGUGCAAGGCGAGAUGGGUAAAAAACAAAAAAUGAAGAAGGCCGCUGCUAAAAUCGCCGCCACUGCCGCUGCAGCUGCGGCCGCCGCCAAGCUGAAAAUUUCCCUAGACGAAACAGCAGGUCCUUCCACCUCGAAGAAGAACGACGAAAAGCUGCAGGAACUGAUCGAAAUUACCAAGCACUACGCCCAGGUGGCCGAUGGUUCGACCGACGAUGACCUGGACUCGGAUGACGAAGUGCCCGAAAAUUUGACUGUGGUGCCUGUGAAGGAGCGCCAAGGCGGGGGCAUUAGCAGCGGCAUCCAUAAGCAGUCGCGUGGCGAGAAGAAGGCCCGCCGCCUGCUCAUGAAGCUCGACCUGAAGCCCGUGGAGAACGUCAGCCGCGUGGCCAUGCGCAAGAACAAGAACAUCUUGCUCUAUAUCGAUCAGCCCGAAGUGUACAAGAUUGGCGAGACCUAUCUGUGCUUUGGCGACGUGAAGGUCGAGGACAUCGUCAACACGGCCGCCGCUCAGGCUGCCGAGCGCUAUCGCCUGAACGCCGCCGCAGAAGAGCAGAACGAGAUGGAGGCCUCUGCCAAGGCGCAAGCUGCCGAAACUGACAAGGAGGAUCCGGAGAUUGACGAGUCCCUGGCCAGCGGACUGGACGUCAAGGACAUCGAACUGGUCCAGAUGCAGUCCAACUGCUCGCGCAAGAAGGCCAUCAAGGCCCUGCUGGACAACGAGAACGAUGUGGUGAAUGCCAUCAUGGCCCUGACCGUCGCCAGCAGCUAAACGCAAACGCUGCUCAUUUAACUUAAACAAUGCACAACUGAAUGUAUCAACAAAUACAAAUGAUUUGAUCAUCUUUAUAUUAUAA